This is a messenger RNA of Aureobasidium pullulans EXF-150, 2745 nucleotides long. RefSeq lists its product as uncharacterized. The transcript is spliced from 5 exons. The record is from RefSeq and is a predicted model, not a curated record. NCBI's taxonomy places the organism in Eukaryota, Fungi, Ascomycota, Dothideomycetes, Dothideales, Saccotheciaceae. The coding region runs from base 1 to 2745 and encodes 914 amino acids.
AUGACUGCUUACUUCAGCACCUGGGAGCUAAGUCCCGAUCGCUUCUCAUUGAGUGAGCACUGGCAGCCGUACGUGGACUCCUUAAUGGCGCUGGUAUGCGAGGAGCUAGGCGUCCGCGGAGAUGGAAUCCGUGCAGAGCUAUACAAGAUGCUUCUUUACGAAAAGGGAGCAAUGUUCAAGCGUCACGCGGACUCGGAGAAAGUGCCUGGCAUGUUUGGAACUUUGGUCAUCAGUCUACCCUCAGCGCAUUGGGGCGGUGCUGUUGUGGUUACUCAUAAUGGAAAAAAGUAUUCUCUACAGACAUACAACCACGAGUAUCUUGCUUGGUACUCAGAUGUGAUUCAUGAGGUUCAAGAAGUUACUUCAGGCUAUCGGUGGGUCUUGACGUACAACCUCGUUCAGACCGACUGUGAGCAAUUCAACUCUGCUGCCAGCGCCGAUCGGAAGCUGCGUGCCAUACUCACCGAAUGGAACAACACAAUCGAAGAGGAAGGAGGUGAAAGUGACAAGAUGAUAUACCAGCUAGAUCACAAGUACACAGAUGCCAGCAUUCGUCUCAACUCGUUGAAAGGGGCAGACCUACUGAGAGCACAGCGGUUGUUCUCAGUCUGUGAUCAAGUUGGAUUCACUCUCUAUCUGGCAAGCCUGGAGAAGCAAGUGCAUGGAUCUGCCGAGUCAAACAACAACGGAUACUACGAUCGUUAUGACGACGAUGAAGAGGGAAGUGACGGUGAAUUCCACGCUAUUGAAGACGUCAUUGAUGAAACACUCAAGUUGACUCGGGUGGUCGAUACUGACGGCAAUGUCAUCGCGACUGAUCUCGAUAUCGAAGAAGACGACAUCGUUCAACCAGACCCUUACGAGGAUCGUGACCCGGAUGAAGAUUCGUACGAAGGCUGGACAGGCAAUGCUGGAGCAACUUCUACUCAUUGGUACAAAGACUCGGUCCUGGUUUUAGUGCCUAAUGACAUGAUUGCAAACGUCUUCUUAGGAUCAUAUCGUGACUUCGGAUACGGCGACGGCGGAGAUGCGAAGGUCCUGGCAAUCCUCAGGCAUCUCGUAAAACGAGCUCAAGGUUUCCCGGGAGCUCAAGCUGACUCGCUCAGACAGAGUGUCGGACAGGUGGGCAUCAUGAUCUCGGACAAUCGGAUCGAUGCGAAACAUGCAGGGAUGAGAAGCUACAAAUACACGGAUACUACGGUCUCUGAAGCCAUUGUGGCUUGCGCAGAUUGCGGUCAGGUCGAUGUGUUACGAAACUUGUCAUCUGCGUUCAGAGACAACCUCUCCGAAGGUGCCCUCAAAUCUUUGAGCGAUCUAAGAGGUCGGACGGAUUUGAGCAUCGCAGAAGACCGCACGAGGCUUGAAUAUAUAUUCGGCCAGGUCGUGCUGAAUUACAAGACCGUCUCGAAAAAGUAUGAAACACUUUCUUUCCUUAUAGGCGUUGAGGCUUUGACCGUAGCCAACCAUGAAGACUGUAUGCCCGAAAUAAAAAAUUGGGUGGUCCAAAUGCUGGCCAAGAUAUUCUCGGACUUGGAUGUGCUAUCCAACGAGGACGGCGACGUGAUUGCUAAAAUUGCAACACUGGAUACCAGCGAAGCUCUUCUGAGGGAUCGCAUCAUGCCCAGCAUCCAACGUCAAAUGCAAGGCGCAAGCCCGGAGAAGACCACGUUCAUGAUGAAGUUACUCUCGCAAGCCCUAGAUUCUUCAAAGCCACUUACCGCAGAGUUGGUGUCCAUCUAUGAGCCACUUAUGGAAUCUGUGGUCCGUAAUUUGUCUUUUCGCAAGGCUCAAGCUCCUCCCCCAGCACGCACUGCAUCUAUCUAUGACAGGUCUGGAGCGAACACAGUUCAGCAAGAUCCACGCAAGCCUGCAUUGGACGGUCGGGUUUUAUUGAGCAUCCUGGAACACUGCCGAAACCUUGACUUGCAUCAAAACGCUCUAUUGCUGGAGACCAAUAUUGCGGCGCAAACUCUCACCAUGGACCCUCAGGACUUUGCUAAAACAUUGAUGCCGUUCUUGAAAGGUAUCAUGGAACAUCUGCGCGAUGGGAAGGAUGAUAUCAGCAGGCAUCAGGUGCUUUUCCGUACGGGCCUCUCGCAAUAUAUCCUGCGCUUCGUCGGGCAGGAACCCGUCCAAAUAAAUUGGUCUAGAAACCCGGUCAGGUGCAACUGUGCUGACUGCAAGACCCUCAACAACUUCCUACGCAGUCCAGUCGAUCGCGUGAGUCGGAUGAGUGUCGGCAAACAACGUCGACACCACUUGCACAUACAGCUGGAUGCACAUACCGACUGCACUCAUCUGACCGAUCGCGGAUACAUGGAAACCCUUGUCAUCACCAAACAAGGCAAAAGUUUCGAAGACAAGUUUAAUGCUUGGAAGUUAAAGGCAGACUUGGCGACGGCUGCACUUCGAUCUCUUGAGGACCUUGAAGGUCCAGCAAACCCAGAGAGCCAUCUCGCUGCACUUCGAUCUCUUGAGGACCUUGAAGGUCCAGCAAACCCAGAGAGCCAUCUCAAAAAGCUUCUGGGAGACCAAUAUGAGGAAAUCAUGACAUUGAAGAGAGUGAGAAUUAUGACUGCUGCUCAACAGCCAUCUGCCAGGCAACCACAAACUAAUGUCGCAUCAUCGGGUACUUCGGGUGCAACCACAGCUGGGGUAUCGACCUUGGGCGCAAGACAGCCUCACCCGUCUCAGGUCAUUGGGCAGAAGAGAAAGGCAGUCGUGAUUGAUCUGACUGAUGAUUGA